Messenger RNA from Poeciliopsis prolifica (blackstripe livebearer), 1105 nucleotides. It is a transcript of the gene bcl2l1, whose product is annotated as BCL2 like 1. The transcript is spliced from 3 exons. Gene Ontology annotation, molecular function: protein heterodimerization activity; protein homodimerization activity. NCBI's taxonomy places the organism in Eukaryota, Metazoa, Chordata, Actinopteri, Cyprinodontiformes, Poeciliidae. Gene Ontology annotation, cellular component: mitochondrial outer membrane. The coding region runs from base 309 to 992 and encodes 227 amino acids. The record is from RefSeq and is a predicted model, not a curated record. Gene Ontology annotation, biological process: negative regulation of intrinsic apoptotic signaling pathway; extrinsic apoptotic signaling pathway in absence of ligand; intrinsic apoptotic signaling pathway in response to DNA damage.
UUACUAUGGAGACCUCUCACAUCUUUUGUUGUCCACUUAAGUGUAAAGGCGCCCGACAGCUGCUACAUGGACCCCUGUAAAGCUAAUAUUACAAAUGAAGAAGGCCUGAUUUGAUCCGUCAGCCUUAUGUGGGUUGGGUUUUCACCUCCAAGAGUCCUGUGGCUGUCAGCUGACCAUGAUGGUCUAAACGGAGGAACCCCAGGAAGAAGCACAGUGUGUUUUCGCUCUCACUACAACUAGGUAGGGACCAGAAGACGGGGAGAGACACGGACCAGAAGAAAGAUCAAGAAACUUGAUUAGACAAAAAAAUGUCACGAAACAAAGAACUGGUGCUGUUCUACAUUAGAUUUAAACUGUCUCAGAGGAACUAUCCGAUCCAACACAUAUUGCCCACCGAGCCCCCGGACGGCACGGGUGCCGGGGACGCAGGGUUGGACGACGAGCAGACGUUAGAGAGGUGCGCUAAUGGGACUUUUAACGGGACGAGUCCAGGAUCCCCUAGGCGGCACCAGGCGGCGUCGGCAGCAACAAUGGACGCAGUAAAAGUGGCCCUACGAGACACGGCCCGCGAGUUCGAGCUGCGCUACUCCCGCGCCUUCAACGACCUUCACAGCACGCUGCACAUCACACCAGCCACCGCCUACCAGAGCUUCGAGAACGUGAUGGACGAGGUGUUCCGGGACGGCGUCAACUGGGGCCGCAUCGUGGGGCUCUUCGCGUUUGGUGGUGCGCUGUGCGUGGAGUGCGUGGAGAAGGAGAUGAGCCACCUGGUAGCCAGGAUUGUAGAGUGGAUGACCGUCUACCUGGAUGAGCAGAUUGAACCUUGGGUGGAGAGCCAAGGAGGAUGGGAACGUUUCGCUGAGAUCUUUGGGGGCAACGCGGCAGCAGAGAGCAGAAGAUCUCAGGAGAGCUUCAAAAACUGGCUGCUGCUGGGGAUGAGUGUGGUGACGGCCUUCAUAGCCGGGUCCAUCUUCGCCCAGAAGCGCCUGUGAGUGGAGUGGACAGUCGCCCUCGCCUCGCCCCGCUGUCCAAUCACUACGCCCAAUGUUAAACAUGAAGGUCCUGUUCCUCUCAUCAGAACUGCUGAUGUGACGAGAAUCCAAAC